AUGUCCUGUCCCGACUGUUUCCAAGGCCAUGUCCACAGCAACGACCUCAAGGGCCAAAUCACUACCCUUCAUGGGUUCGAUGUCUAUGUCGCAGAACCCUCGGAUGGACCUGACGCCGUGCGCGGGAUCGUGAUCAUCAUCCCCGACGCCUUUGGAUGGGAGUUUGUAAACAGUCGCAUUCUAGCAGACCGAUAUGCCGAGAAAGGCAAGUAUAAGGUUUACUUACCUGAUUUUAUGAACGGACGCGCAGCUCCUCUCUGGAUAAUUUACCACGUUAUCUUGGCCGCAGCGGGGUUCCUCUGGUUUCUACAUUUUAAUAAAUUCAGCAAAUCCUGGCCCCUUGUCCGGUCGUUCGCCACGGCGGUUCGUCAGAAUGAAGGUGCUCGACUUCCGAUCGCAGCUGCGGGCUUCUGCUGGGGGGGAAAGCAUACCGUCAAUCUGGCGCAUGGUGUCGAGGUGGACGGUAGGCCUCUUAUCAAUGCGGCCUUCACGGGUCACCCCAGUCUCCUGGAUAUCCCUGGGGAGAUUGAGAAAAUUAAGAUCCCGACCAGUUUUGCCAUGGGGGAAUUGGAUAGAGUGGUCAAAAUUCCCCAGGUGAUGCAGAUCAAGCGCAUUGUAGAGGGCAAUGAUGGCGUGGGGGAAGUGAAGGUCUACUAUGGCGCGAACCAUGGGUUCUGUGUGAGAGAAGAUCCAGCCUUAAGGGAUUCGGAAAAGCAGGCUGUUGAGGCAGAAGAUCAGGCGCUGGACUGGUUUAAUCGCCAUUUUGCGCGAGUGUCGCUCUAA
This is a messenger RNA of Aspergillus tanneri, 783 nucleotides long. Its product is annotated as dienelactone hydrolase family protein. Bases 1 to 783 code for a protein of 260 amino acids. NCBI's taxonomy places the organism in Eukaryota, Fungi, Ascomycota, Eurotiomycetes, Eurotiales, Aspergillaceae. The record is from RefSeq and is a predicted model, not a curated record. Gene Ontology annotation, molecular function: hydrolase activity. The transcript has 3 exons.